This is a messenger RNA of Cervus elaphus (red deer), 714 nucleotides long. RefSeq names its product jupiter microtubule associated homolog 1-like. Gene Ontology annotation, cellular component: nucleus. Lineage: Eukaryota; Metazoa; Chordata; Mammalia; Artiodactyla; Cervidae. The coding region runs from base 111 to 575 and encodes 154 amino acids. The record is from RefSeq and is a predicted model, not a curated record. The transcript has a single exon.
GCGGAGGCUCCUGCAGCGGUCGCCGACGCUUGGGUGGAGUUUCUCUGCGCCCUUCCGACCUGACCCUUUCAGCGCUUUGCUCCCGUCAGCCUACCUCGCUCUUCGGCGCCAUGACCACCACCACCACUUUCAAGGGCAUCGACCCCAACAGCAGGAACAGCUCCCGGGUUUUGCGGCCUCCCGGCGGUGGAUCCAAUUUUUCGUUGGGUUUUGAUGAACCAACAGAACAACCCGUGAGGAGGAACAAGAUGGCCUCCAGCAUCUUCGGGACGCCUGAGGAAAACCCCCCUUCCUGGGCCAAGUCGGCAGGUGCCAAGUCUAGUGGGGGCAGGGAAGAUUCUGAGUCAUCUGGACCCCAGAGAAGGAAUUCUUCUGAAGCGAACUCUGGAGACUUCUUAGAUCUGAAGGGAGAAGGUGACAUUCAUGAAAACGUGGACACAGACCUGCAGGCCAGCCUGGGGCAGAGUGAGGCGAAGCCUGUGCCCGCCGCCCCUGUGCCCAGCCCCGUGGCGCCGGCGCCUGUGCCGUCCCGGAGAAACCCCCCUGGCGGCAAGUCCAGCCUCGUCCUGGGUUAGCUCUGUCUGCCCAGAACUCUGUCGUUUUGUUCCUUUGUUUUUUUUCCAUGCUUGUGAACUGCACAACUUGAGCCUGACUGUACAUCUUUUGGAUUUGUUUCAUUAAAAAAGAAGCACUUAAAAAAAAAAAAAAAAAAAA